AUACACAGCUCCGUGUUUCAACUUGUACGCUGUAAUUGCCCGUUGAGUCGUCCAUCUGCAGGAGAACAGGUAGUUGGCCGUGUUUCAUUUCUGUACUUUGCCCCACCCACCAGCAGCUCCCAGCCCUCCUGUGUAACCCCUGAUUGGCUGAGGGGAUUGCGGGUCCUGAGACUGAGCGCUCGACUCGGAGCUGCGCGUCCGCCAGUGUGCACCAGUGAAGCGAGAGGAGCGCUUGUUGGAGUCAACUAGACAGCCUACUGGCAACGAGUGGUGAUUUCUUUUUUUUUUCUGCCUCAACCCAGGCUGGAUAUAGGCUACUGUGCCUCUACUUUGCUGCAGCCCAAUAUGAAAUGCGUUUUGUACAUACAGUAGGCUCUUGCAUCGUUUCCUCCCACUGGCUUUUGGCUACAUUUUGAACGGAUUUUUUUGUAUGUGUUGCAUGGACUAAUUACCGGGAUAUGUGCAGCCUUUUCCAAGUGAGAUACGAGGAAAAUUAAUUAGUAAGUAAAAGCUUCAAGACUUGCGGAGGGAAUGAAAGACGAAAUCUACUGGAAAUAAGAAGGUAAUCGGGAUGAGACAUUCCUGCAAUUGUACCCCAGUUCUUUAGUCAAAGAUAUCUGGACUUAAGCUGUUGAAUAAUUUUGUGAAUGCAGUUCCUUUUAGAUUUUUUCAUCAGAUGUGCAGUUUGAAAGCCUAUAGCUGCCGUCCGAAGAGGAAAUUUUUACCACUGCUUGUAAUAUAUCACACACAACAAGAUGUUUAUCCAAAAUGCGACUUAAAUAUUUGCUGGAAUCAAGGCGGUGAAUUUAACACGGACUUUUGAACCCCGUUACUCCAUCUGCAGGGAAGAUUUAAGAAAAAAAAAUUGUGGACUUGCUCACAGGAAUUGUCAUUUUGUCUCUCUGCAGUUCGAGCAUUUUUUUCUCUCCUCUCAGCCCACUUGAAAAUGGACAGUUCAUCAUGAGUCAUUUGUAAGACCAGUUUGCCGCUUGAUAAGAGCUGCACGGAUUUACACGGCUAAAUCACUGUUGUGAGAAGAUUCAGCAUGUUUUCACAGAUCUGUCGUCCCCAAUGUUUCGUCCGCUGCAGUAGACCGGAGGAUGUGCUCUGCUUGAGAAGAGUAAAAUAGGCUAAGGCACUUGUUAGAAUUAUAGCCUUCAUACCAUGAUAUAAUUUGCAUACACAAGAGCCAUUCCUCACCCAAACACUUUUCUGGACAUUUCAAUGAAAUGAUUCAUUUGGAACAUUUUUGCUCUUUUCUCUGACGAGCAUUCUUGUGCGUAAUUAUCAAGGUUUUUAUUAGGCAGAGAAAAACUCAACAGGUACAAUGCAAACCAAGGAGAUGGAAUUAAUACAAUUAAUUGCUGUGUUCCUCUUAUUCUGGGUCGGGGCUGAGGCUGUUAUCAACCUAAAGUAUGGAAUAAACGAGGAAAUGAAGCCCGGGUCAGUGAUUGGAAACGUGACAAAGGACGCACUAAAGCAAGGAUUUCAGAUUGCACCGCAGCCCCCGUACUUAAGGGUUAUUUCCAAUUCAGAACCACGAUGGGUGGAACUCAGUCCAGCCGGAAUCCUUACAACCCAAAUGAAAAUAGAUCGGGAUGUAGUUUGUCGACAGAACCCAAAGUGUAUUAUUUCCCUAGAAGUGAUGUCAAACUCUAUGGAGAUCUGUGUCAUCAAAGUUGAAAUUGAGGAUUUGAACGAUAACGCACCCAGAUUCCCAACGAGCCACAUUGACAUUGAAAUUUCUGAGAAUGCCUCCCCUGGUACCAGGUUUCCCCUAGAGGGGGCAAGCGAUCCGGACUCGGGGAUCUUUGGAGUGCAAUCAUAUUCCAUCACCCCGAAUGAGCUUUUCGGACUAGAAAUAAAGACCAGAGGGGAUGGGUCCAAAAUUGCUGAGCUCGUUGUGCAAAAAUCGUUAGACAGGGAGACACAGGCCCAUUAUACAUAUGAAAUCAGCGCAGAAGAUGGAGGAGACCCUCCAAAGAUAGGCGCGGUCCAGUUAAAUAUCAAGGUAAUUGAUUCUAAUGACAACAACCCUGUUUUUGACGAGCCAGUGUAUACAGUUAAUGUGAUGGAGAAUUCCCCCAUCAAUACAUUAGUCAUAGACUUGAACGCGACGGAUCCUGACGAGGGCACUAAUGGAGAGGUUGUAUACUCGUUCAACAGUUACGUCACCGAGAAAACGAGGGACGCGUUUAAAAUUGACCCCAGAACCGGGAUCAUCACAGUCAACGGCGUUUUGGAUUAUGAAACCACGCAAAUAUACGAAAUCGACGUCCAGGCCAAAGAUCUAGGUCCCAACUCUAUCCCAGCGCACUGCAAAGUCACAGUGAAUGUGAUGGAUACGAACGAUAACCCACCUGUCAUCAGUUUACUCUCACUGAACACAGAGAUGGUGGAAGUUAGUGAGAACGCGCAGCGGGGAUAUGUCAUUGCGCUAGUGAGGGUGUCAGAUAAGGAUUCUGGGGCAAAUGGCAAAGUGCAGUGCAGGCUGCAGGGCAACGUUCCGUUCAGACUGCAAGAAUACGAAAGCUUCUCCACCAUACUAGUGGACGGCAGGCUGGACAGAGAGCAAAAGGACACAUAUAACCUGACCAUCCAAGCGGAGGACAGUGGCAUCCCUCCUUUACGCGCCACAAAAUCCCUGGUAGUCAAAGUCACAGAUGAAAACGACAACCCUCCCCACUUCCUCAAGCCACACUAUCAAGAGAUGGUGAUGGAGAACAACCUCCCCGGUUCAUGUCUGCUGGCAGUAUCAGCAGAAGACCCGGACCUGGGGAUGAAUGGCACAGUUUCAUACUCCAUAGUCCCUGGUGAGAUUAAGCACAUGGAUGUAAACACAUAUGUCAGCAUAAACCCAUCAGGGCGCAUUUACUCCAUGAGAUCAUUCGACCAUGAAUACACCAGGACUUUUGAUUUCAAAGUUUUGGCCAGAGACAAUGGUAAUCCCUCUCUAUCUAGUAAUGCCACGGUGCGUAUUGUGGUGUUGGAUGUCAACGACAACACACCUGUCAUGACAAACCCUCCUCUGGUUAAUGGCACGGCGGAGGUUUCCAUCCCAAGAAACGCGGGGGUGGGUUACAUGGUGACCCAGGUGAAAGCAGACGACUACGAUGAGGGGGAGAACGGGCGGCUGACCUACACCAUCUCAGAGGGGGACAGGGCUUUCUUUGAAAUCGACCAGGUGAACGGAGAGGUGCGCUCCACCCGGAUGUUUGGAGAGAACGCCAAAUCCACCUACGAGAUCACAGUGGUGGCGAGGGACCACGGCAAGCCCUCCCUCUCCGCCUCGGCCUACAUCGUGGUGUACCUCUCACCAGACCUGAACGCGCAGGAGCCUAUUGGACCUGUCAACCUGUCCCUCAUCUUCAUCAUCGCCCUGGGCUCUAUCGCAGCUAUCCUGUUUGUCACCAUGAUUUUCGUGGCGGUAAAGUGCAAGAGGGAUAACAAGGAGAUCCGGACGUACAACUGCAGUUUCUUCUACUUGCGCAGGGUGGCGGAGUACUCAUACGGCAACCAGAAGAAGUCCAGCAAGAAGAAGAAGCUGAGCAAGAACGACAUCCGCCUGGUGCCACGAGACGUUGAGGAGACGGACAAGAUGAAUGUGGUGAGUUGCUCGUCUCUCACCUCCUCGCUCAACUACUUCGACUACCACCAGCAGAGCCUGCCGCUGGGCUGCAGGCGCUCCGAGAGCACCUUCCUCAACGUGGAGAACCAGAACUCACGCAAUGCAGCUCCCAACCAUGGCUAUCAGCACCCGUUCACUGGGCAGGGCCACCAACAGCCAGACCUCAUCAUCAACGGCAUGCCACUGCCAGAGACGGAGAAUUAUUCCAUUGACUCCAGUUACGUGAACAGCAGAGCCCACCUCAUUAAAAGCACAUCGACAUUCAAGGACCUGGAAGGGAACAGUCUGAAGGACAGCGGCCACGAGGAGAGCGACCAGACCGACAGCGAACAUGAUGUCCAGAGAGGACACUAUGUUGACACGGCUGUCAAUGACGUGCUGAACAUGACCGUCCCCCCCAAUGUUUGCCAGCUGCCAGACCAAGAUCCCAGCGAGGGCUUUCACUGCCAGGAUGAGUGUCGCAUCCUAGGCCACUCUGACCGCUGCUGGAUGCCCCGGGUCCCAAUCCCAGCACGUGCCAAGUCACCUGAGCACACCCGUAAUGUCAUUGCUCUGUCCAUUGAGGCCACCACGGUGGAUGUGCCCCACUACGAGGAUGGCACCACCAAGAGGACUUUUGCCACCUUCGGCAAGGAUGGGCCCGAGGACGUGGAACGGGGAGAGAUAAAGGGAAAGCGGACUCAGGAGUCUCAGGUGUGCAGCCCCAAGGCCAAUGGAGGGGCUGUCCGUGAAGCUGGCAAUGGGCGUGAGGCAGCCAGCCCCAUCACCUCCCCCGUGCACCUGAAGAGCCCAGUGUCCAAGCCGUCAUCUGCCUACAACACACUGAAAUGCCGUGACGCGGAGCGAAUCGCCAACCACAGCCUGCUGCGGCAGCCGGAGGGGAAGGACAGUGAGCCGGCUGUCAGGGAGAUCAACACACUUCUCCAUGAUGGCCGAGACAAGGAAUCCCCCAGCAGCAAGCGCCUGAAGGACAUUGUGCUUUAGCGAGCUUCUCUAUGACACACACCAACAUGCAUACACACAUACAGUGUAAACUCACAUAUAUAUACCCCGCAAUAGCUGUGUGUACACAGAAGAAAGUCAGGCUGUGGAAGUAGAGACACACCCAUUUGCAGUAUACAAUAUUCAAGAACCAGCUCGGGCUGACGAUGAUGAACUGUAGUAUGCUGCAGCUAGUUGUGCGCUCAAGCCGAGGUAGUGGAUGUGGCUUUGUUGUAGUCGCAGUACUUUUUCCUUGUUUGCUUUUUUGUUCAGUUCUCUUUCUAUCAGUCUGCAAUGAGUGGACAGGCAGGUUACUGUUGACUGCAUGGACAUGGCCGAUGGAGCUCUCCAGCCGUUGCGCCAAAGCAGGACACUACGUGUUUGGACACCUGAGGUGCCACUUCAUAAGUACAGUUAUGCCUUUUGAACUACUUUUGUAUCACAAACUGAUAUUUGCCUUCUUUGGUUUUGCAGUUUGUUCUAGCUGCCAAAAUCGCUCUUUGUUUCUUUGUAUAGUGAGCUCCGUCAAUGUAAUAAACAGCAACAGACAUACACAGGAUUCAGCUAAAGAUAUCCACAUUUACUCCAACAGUUUUCAGUGCUUUCAGGAGAAGGAAAGGGAGGCCUUUCAAUCUCAUUUGCCCCUCUCCCUGGCUAAUAAGAGAAACUUUCUCUGCAUAUCCCUGAGGACAUCCUAGUGUCAUCAGACUGUGAGGUCUUUACAGUAUUUAUAUUUUAUCACGGAUGGAGCUAAAUGAACUCUCACUAUCUGCCCAGCCACUCUGAACACUGGAAGUGGGACAGAGAGAUCCUUGUGUUCAAAUUGAGUUGUAUGAAAAAAAAGACUUACUGCUUUUGAAAUCUCCUGUGCCCAACCUUGAUUGUAGCCAGUGGAGCACAAAUUAGAACUUUGUGCUCUGGUCUUGUACUUUUUUUGACUUUUGACUAUGGGGCUAGGAUAGAAGGGAUCGUCACUCAUGUCUUGCUAUGUGAAACUCUGUAUAGGGUUUACUAUUAUCAUUUUUAAUAACCUGUUGUUAUGUGACAAUCCCUUUAAUGUUUUGUUUCAAGAGAAAAAAACAAAUAAACAUUGGUGUUCAACUGAAGCUACAGUAGCGUUUGUUACACAAACACAAAAAUAAAAAAAACAUAUAUGCCAAAAUAUAUUUUAUAAAUAAUUUAAAAAUGUAUAAUGAGAAUAUUUAAUGCUGUGUAGUUAUUUUAUGAGUAAGUUAUACUUGAAAUUAACUUGCUUUUGUUCAUUUGUCUUUUGCUUUUAUAUUGAACCUGAUUUGUUUUUUUAUUUUCAAAAUGAACUUGGAUUAUUUUUUGUUUACUGUGUGACCCCUGGCAACUGUUGACUUGCAGUCUACCUUGUUGUAAAGAGUUUCUUAUUGGUCAGUUCUUGUGCCAUCAAGUUUCUGUGUGGGCUACUAGAAAAUGUAAAAAGACAAAAAAAAACAACAAAAAAAUCAACAAAAAAAAGCGAUUUCAGCACCAACAUUAGUGUGUCAGUUCAAUGAGCUUAGAGUGAGAUAGCAAAAGAAACCAAAAAAGAUGCAAACAAAACCUUAAAGAUUGCAGGAUGUUGCUUAAUCUUAGUAUCUAAGGAGGAGAAAGAACGGCUCCCAGUGUUCUUCAAGCUGGUAACAGGGUUCCACCUAUUACAUCUGUCUAAUGAGUCGGCUUUCCUAUUGGGCCCAAUCAAGUUUAAACAAAACUUUUCAGCUUCAACUGAGGGCAUUCAGAUGUGCAGAAUAGCUUUGCUCAGCACUGCUGUCACCCUAUGCCAUCUGUGUUCACUUGAUCUCAAAGAUAAGGUUGAGACCAGAGUGGUAUAAACAGGGCUCUCCCCUCCUACGAGCACCACACAACAGACUGGGUGGAAUUGUGUUUGUAUGAACUAAGGUCUUGGGGGAACCGUGUUGCACAUCAGCAAUGUGGUUUUAUGUUGCUUUGCAGUAAACUAUGUACAAUGUGGAAAAAUAUGAAUGAAAAUGGACAAAUUGCAUACAACAAACUAGAUCUUGUAGCUGAAUGUUUUGCUGGUCUCACCCAUGGCUUCUGGCAACAUGAAAAUCGGAAUAAUCACUGAAUGUAUACAGCAGCUUAUAAUUAAACUAUUAAAUGUU
Molecule: messenger RNA, 6741 nt
Organism: Lates calcarifer (barramundi perch)
Lineage: Eukaryota; Metazoa; Chordata; Actinopteri; Centropomidae
Gene: pcdh19
Product: protocadherin 19
Exons: 5
Coding region: 1328-4612 (1094 amino acids)
Biological process (GO): homophilic cell-cell adhesion
Cellular component (GO): plasma membrane
Molecular function (GO): calcium ion binding
Source: RefSeq, a predicted model, not a curated record